This is a messenger RNA of Paramecium sonneborni, 629 nucleotides long. NCBI's taxonomy places the organism in Eukaryota, Ciliophora, Oligohymenophorea, Peniculida, Parameciidae. The record is from the annotation of a GenBank genome assembly.
GAAAGAUGAUAGUUAACUAAUUUCUUGUAGUUAAGAUAAAUCAAUUAAAAUUUGGACUUUUGAUAUUAAUAAUAAUGAAUGAAAAUUACAGUAAUCAUUAAUGGAAAGUAAAUGUUGUAUAAAUAGUAACACAUUAAAUUUUGUUGAAAAUGUUUUAAUUUCAUGUGGUGAUGAUAAAUAAAUUAAUAUGUGGUAAAAGAAUAAGUCUAAUAAUUGAGAGUAUAAAAAUUAAAUUACACAAACUUAGAAUGAAUAUGGAACAAAAGUAUGUUUCUUAAGAAAUGAUUUAUUUAUUUGGAUUGGAGGAGAUAUUUCAGAUAGAAAUUAUAUUCGUAUAUUCGAAAUAAAGGAUGAAACAUUUAUAAAGAAUACUUCAAAGACAAUAGAAUUAAAGAGUGAUCAAGAAGUAUUUGAUUUGAAUCUCUUUCCUAUUGUUUACAAUUAGGAGUAAAAUAUUCUACUUGUUCGACAUAAGUUUUCUGUUUAUUUACUGAGAGAAUAGAGUGAUGGUAUGUAUAAGAUAGUAGAAAAAGUGAAAUAACAAAGCAAUUCGAUUUCAGGUACAAUGACAAAGGAUGCUAAAUAUUUAACUUUUUGGGAUUCCAAUUAAAAAACAUAUUAAAUUUAUG